AUGUACCCACCUUCCAACACUGGCAUAUCGAUGUCCUACGCGCUGAUCCUGGUGCUGCUACCAAAUGUCCUGUGGUGGACCACUUCAGUGUGUAGAGUAAAAGUACUUCUGAGUGGUCAGAUACAUCAGCCUGUCGUGGAGUUCGCACUCGGCUAUCGGAGCCCAUCCAGAGACAUGCUCCAGUAUACACCAUCGCGCCUGCUGGAAUUGAACAAUCACCGCUAUCAACUUGACACCGGAAUCCUGAAACACCUGGGUAUCCUCCGGAGACCUCGCUAUGUCCAUCGGGGGUCGGGUCGUUGGCUAAAGCGGCAAAAGUCCAGCGGCAACACUGUCCCGGCGGUCUGGUCGGAGACACGCUUCGUCGCAGCUCGAACGCGUCAUCAGAACGCUGUCACCAUGGAGACUACAAGCGCAGCUCCUGCUCUACAGUGGACGCGGCGGAAGCAAAAUCCUGGAGUGGAUUUUACAGUUCUCAGACCUCUGCCAAGGAUGGCUCGUUUACAGAACACUAAAGUAGAACUUUUUAAUGUACAGUCACUCUCCAACAAGGCAUGCCUAAUCUACGACCAUAUAGUAGAGAAGGACAUUGACAUCAUGUGCCUCACAGAAACAUGGCAAAAACCGGAUGUUUUCUCUGCUUUAAAUGAGUCAUGUCCCCCUGGCUAUGCCUAUGCUGAGAGAGCACGCACCACUGGCAGAGGUGGGGGACUGGCCAUUUUACACCACUCCGCCCUGAAGUUGACCCCAAUCCCCCUUCCAAAUCUGACCACAUUUGAAUGUCUGGGACUCAAAGUUGGCACCUUCAAAACGCCUUCAGCAGACAGUAUUCCAGAGAGUGAUUUGGAGAUCAACAUUGAAAAGGCCUGCAACAUGGGCCAGGUGGAGGAGGCAGCAGAGGACCUCCCAGAAGAGCCCACCCAGGACCAGGAGGCAUCAGAGACUGAAGAGCAAUACGAUGAUUGGAGCAGGCCAGGAUCCCCACUGGAGGAAGAUCCUGUCCCUGUCCCAUCCAGGUCUCCAGUCCCUGGUCCUUCAACCCCUGCUGCUGCUGCACCAACACCCACUCCCAUAGGAAAAAGGAGGCGGCCACAACCCCGGGCAGAGCCAACGGCGGUGGAGCAGGCCAUUUUAUUCGCCCUGAAAGAGCGCCCUGUCCCUCCACCAACGGCCACCCGGGAGUUUAGCCACAUAGAGUAUUACCUCCUGAGUCUUGCUCCUUCCCUGGAGAGACUGUCCUUCUAUGACCUAGAGAAGACAGUGGAGAUGAUUGUGGACUUCAGGAAGAGCACUGUCCCCCCGCCCCCACCCUCCGUGAUGGACUCCCCCAUCACCUCUGUGGAGUCCUUCCGUUUCCUGGGCACCACCAUCACCCAGGACCUCAAGUGGGAGCCGACCAUCAGCUCCCUCAUCAAGAAGGCCCAGCAGAGGAUGUACUUCCUGCGGCAGCUCAGGAAAGCCAAGCUGCCUGCACAGAUGUUGGUGCAGUUCUACACGGCCAUCAUCGAGUCCAUCCUCACCUCCUCCAUCACCGUGUGGUUCGCUGGAGCCACAGUCAGGGACAAACAGAGACUACAGCGCAUUGUGCGCUCUGCAGAGGAAGUGAUCGGCCGCAGCCUUCCAUCGCUGCAGGACCUAGGACUGCGUGCUUCGAUUCAGGAGAGAAGUGCUGAUAUUGACACCAGAUCUUAUACCCACCACUUCUACUUUGGUAGCUUCAAUCAGGGGACCAAUAAUCAAGACUCAAAGAAGGAGAAAGAUUAG
Molecule: messenger RNA, 1764 nt
Organism: Knipowitschia caucasica
Lineage: Eukaryota; Metazoa; Chordata; Actinopteri; Gobiiformes; Gobiidae
Source: the annotation of a GenBank genome assembly